Molecule: messenger RNA, 3095 nt
Organism: Anthonomus grandis grandis
Lineage: Eukaryota; Metazoa; Arthropoda; Insecta; Coleoptera; Curculionidae
Gene: phtf
Product: protein phtf
Exons: 15
Coding region: 201-2567 (788 amino acids)
Cellular component (GO): endoplasmic reticulum
Source: RefSeq, a predicted model, not a curated record
UGAAAUCCUUAUUCUCUCGUUUCUCGUUUAUUUAUAAUUAACAUUUUUUUAAAUUUGAUUUUAAAUUUCAAAUUUACAUUGGUUUUUAGUUUAAAUUUACUUUUGACGUCGUUUGUGUUAAAUCUUUGAUACCUGCUAGUCGUGAACGUCGUAAUUACAAAAAAUACCAGUUGAAAAAAUCAUUUUAUAAUUUAGCAUAAAUGGGCAUUGAGGAGCUAUUUGUUUGGUACCAGCAAAAAAUUGGCACAUACGACAAACAGUUAUGGGAAACACGAAUAGAACAAAGAGAACAACGAUUUUAUGGUUUAAACCAUGUUCAAAUGCGUACUGCAAAACUUAAUACUGAUUUAAUUGACUUAGAUCUAGUCAGAGGUUCUUCAUUUACAAAAGCUAAACCUCAGCAUGGAAUUUUAAAAGUAACAAGAUUAGCGACCGUUAGAUCCAUUUUUAUGCCGCUUUAUGCCAAAUGGUGGAUACACCAGACUUCUGUCAAAUUUUUUACAUUUUUAUUGUUCCUAUACUCAAUGCAAUUUUUUAACAUUGUUAUGUUUUAUAUGUACUCAUCUUCAAGUUCAGAGGGUCUUUCAUGUAUGGAAGUAGCCGUACCUGUUAUUAUGGCCUGGCUCCUAAGUCUAAUUCACUCUCAGAUUGUUGCUACCAUUCCUGAUAAACAAGACAAUCGUAGAAGGACAAGGAAAAAACUGCAGUUUGCAGAUGACAUCAAAUCUGACAUUAAAAACAGAAGACGUUUUAGCACUAAGAACAAUCCAUUCAAUCUUCAUUUCAGUUCCUAUGCUAUUAGGCGAAAGUAUAGGUUAAACUUAAGGCCUUGGUUUAGAAGAGUAACUGUAGAUGAUGACGGUUUUGAAAGUUUGGUCGGUAAUGGCUCUAGAACCAGUGAGGAAGACAUUGUGUCUAACGAACUGGUUCAGCCAAUUGAAGUGUUAAAUUUAGGUAAUACUAGUACACCAAAAGAAUUCAAAGAGAAAACUGCAAGUUCUCCACCUUUACCAACUGAAAAGAUACUAAUUGAAGAAAUCACUGAAAACAUUACAAGUACUACUUCCGGCCCUGCUCCUGCUUGUGUUCUCUGUAAGAGAGGUAGCCAAGAUCAAGGCUUAGAGGGUGAAGAAGCUUCGAACUGUCCAUCUUGCCUAAAAUGCAAGAACUGGGUAAAACAAUUAAAAGGUAGUGUAAAGUCGGCUUGUUGUACGGACUCCGACAGUGAGGGUGACGAGGUAUAUAGCAAAUUCUCCAAAAAAAGCAUUUCCAAACGAAGAGUUGCAGCUCAAGAGUUGCCGACCAUAGCAGUAACGUCGGCCGUGGACAGCACUUGUGAUACAGAAAACGAGGCUCUUUCGUCACCCCGUGAUUGGACUGCUGGGGUCACUACAAAUAGUGAGGAUUGUAGUAGCGAUUUAGACGACGUGUCUGAUGCAGCACCAGCAGACCGCUGUUCAGAUUGUUUCGUUGUUGAUGGAGAUGCUAAUGCGUUUCUUACGCCUCCUUCCGUUAAGGCAAGUUGCACCAUCUACGAAAGAGAUGAAAUUAAAAAAGCCGAUCUUUCAAUGCUCGACAUCAGCUCCAUAAUUAUCAGCAAAGUUGAAGCAACCCCUUCAACUCCAGACUACUUUUACGCGGGAAUAGUAGUCGCUUCAUUCAUUACCAUUUUACCUUUACUUUGUCGAGUCAGCGAGGAAGAAGCUUACGUGAGAACAUUCUGGGAAACCUGCAAGAAUGGUACCUUUAUGUUUAUAAACUCAGGCUCAGCUACUGAUGCUAUUUUUGUCGCUGCAGAUCAGCUUUCUAAAAGGAUUGUCGAAUUUGCUGAUGUAGCUUUAGCAGAAUCUGGCUGGGAACGUUGUAUAGUCGCUGUAGCUAUGAUACAGCGUUUUAUUUUAGCGUGUAUGGUUUUUUUUCUUUUGGCGAUAGCGGAAAGAACUUUUAAACAACGACUUUUGUAUGCUAAAUUGUUCUCCCAUCUUACAUCAUCCAGGCGGGCACGAAAGUCGGAGAUUCCACAUUUUAGGCUCAAUAAGGUUAGAAAUAUUAAAACUUGGUUGUCAGUACGAUCUUACUUGAAAAAACGUGGUCCUCAACGAUCUGUAGAUGUAAUCGUAUCUACAACUUUUGUCGUAACGUUACUUUUACUAGCCUUCUUAUGUGCAGAAAUUUUAAAGGAAACAGUGUCGUUUUCCCAAUAUUAUUUAGAAGCACUGAUAUGGUGUGUCGCAUUGGGUGUUAUGCUUUUACGCUUCAUUACUCUAGGAACGAAAAUUAACAAAAAGUACCGAAACCUUUCGGUUCUAAUAACGGAACAAAUCAAUUUGCACUUACAGAUUGAGCAGAAGCCACAUAAGAAAGAUGAACUGACUGUCGCCAAUAACGUGUUAAAAUUAGCAAUUGAUCUUUUAAAGGAAUUGGAAAACCCUUUCAAGAUCUCUGGUCUGUCAGCAAAUCCGAUACUGUACAACGUAAUCAAAUUAGUGAUUCUAUCAGCCCUUUCAGGCGUUCUAUCAGAGAUGUUGGGUUUCAAACUAAAGCUACACAAAAUCAAAUUAAAAUGAUGAUAACUAGAUAACAAUAUAAUAUAGUUAAAAAUUAAUUAUCUGCAAUAAUCACUUAUAGUUAACAGAGAAUAUCCGGACACUAUUCAGAUUCGCGUUUAUAAGCUUUUUAUAUCAAUGCAAAUUAUUUUUGUGUAAGGAUAAGAUUUACUGUGAUUUGUAAUGAACAGGGCAGAAAUAAAUAAUACUUUUAGGGUAGGGUGUACAAGUAAGUUUCUAAUAUCUGAUAAGAGAUUUGGGCGAUUAAAUUAUUAAAAGAUUAGCAAUAGUUUAACUUUUAUUCCAGUUUUCGUCAGGCUUCAAGCUUUUCGAGAAGUUUUGUCUUCAUUAGGUAGAAGUUGAAACCAGAUUUUGGUUAUUUUAUAAAAUUGAAUUAAAGUUGUAAAUUUAGACGUGAUACUAUAUUGUGAUUAUAGACUAGUAAAAAUAUUCUAUAGUUAAUAUUACGUGGUUCUGUUUACAAGAUUUUGAAUUAUAGUUCCUUUUUUGUGUUCUCUAUAUUGUAUUAAUAGAUUAAAUUUAAUUAGA